Messenger RNA from Mucor mucedo, 1183 nucleotides. Its product is annotated as fumarylacetoacetase. NCBI's taxonomy places the organism in Eukaryota, Fungi, Mucoromycota, Mucoromycetes, Mucorales, Mucoraceae. Gene Ontology annotation, molecular function: fumarylacetoacetase activity. The transcript has 5 exons. Gene Ontology annotation, biological process: L-phenylalanine catabolic process; homogentisate catabolic process; L-tyrosine catabolic process. The record is from RefSeq and is a predicted model, not a curated record. Bases 1 to 1062 code for a protein of 353 amino acids.
AUGGCAUUAGGGCGACCUGUUUGGAAAGCAACGCGUUUAGCUAUUCAAGAUAUCUUGUCUAAGGACAGUGCUAAAUUGAAAGACAAUGCUGAGCUUUUACAAAAAGUUUUAAUUCCGUUGACGGAGGUCAAAAUGCAUUUGCCGGCUAAGAUUGGAGAUUACACUGACUUUUAUUGCUCUCGUGAGCAUGCUACAAACGUCGGUAUUAUGUUCCGUGGUAAGGACAAUGCUCUUCAACCCAACUGGCUUCAUAUUCCUGUCGGGUACCACGGUCGUGCAUCAUCUGUUGUGGUUUCUGGUACAGACAUUCGUCGUCCUGCCGGACAGAAACUCCCUGGUAAAGACGCUAAGGCUCCUAUUUUUGGUCCUUCUUCUAGAUUAGACAUUGAAUUGGAAGUGGGAUGGUUUGUUGGCACAGGUAAUAAUCUUGGUGAACGAAUUGACAUUAAUGAUGCCCAAGACCAUAUCUUUGGCCUUGUAUUAGUAAAUGACUGGAGUGCCCGCGAUAUUCAAGCUUGGGAAUACGUUCCUUUAGGGCCAUUUUUAGGCAAGAGUUUUGGUACAUCCAUCUCGCCAUGGAUUGUUACCUUAGAUGCGCUCGAGCCUUUUCUCACAAGCGGGCCCUCUCAAAGUCCUGACCCAUUGCCUUAUCUUCAGGAAAAUAAGCCCGCUGCUUAUGAUAUCAAUCUUCAAGUUCAAAUAAAACCUGCCGAGUCUUCCAAAUUUGAAACAGUAACUGUCUCCAACCUCAAACACAUGUACUGGUCUGUAACUCAACAGUUAGCACAUCAUACCGUCAACGGCUGUAAUAUGAGACCAGGAGAUAUGGGUGCAACGGGAACAAUUUCUGGACCUGAAAAAGGAUCGUAUGGAUCAUUAUUAGAAAUCACCUGGAGUGGAAAAGACAAAAUAACGUUCCAAGACGGCGUUGAACGUUUGUUUUUACAAGAUGGAGAUGAGGUCAAAAUCACAGGCCAAGCUGGCAAAGAUAGUAAAUUGGGCUAUCACAUCGGAUUCGGUGAUUGCAGUGGUAAAAUCCUUCCUUGUUUAUAUGAUAAAUAGUCUAGAUAUCGGCCAUUGUUUUUUCCGAAAGAGUAUCAAUAAACAUUUUUUGAACUGAAUCUGUUCUUAUUAAAUUUACAUGAUUUAUAUAAUAAUAAAAUAAAAAAAAAGGAAUGCCCGC